Messenger RNA from Ramularia collo-cygni, 1158 nucleotides. RefSeq lists its product as uncharacterized. The record is from RefSeq and is a predicted model, not a curated record. Gene Ontology annotation, molecular function: chitin binding. Bases 1 to 1158 code for a protein of 385 amino acids. NCBI's taxonomy places the organism in Eukaryota, Fungi, Ascomycota, Dothideomycetes, Mycosphaerellales, Mycosphaerellaceae. The transcript is spliced from 2 exons.
AUGCUCUUCAUCAACUCCAUUGUGAUGUGCGCCUCUCUGGCUGCCGCCAUUCCUCAUGCGCAUCGCCAUGCGCAACUCCACGCUCGCCACUUCGAAGUCUCGCUCGCCGGUCGAUCCGAGCUUCCAACAUCGCCUCUCAACGGCGUCUGUGGCGGCGACUCGGGUUUCGGAUGUGUUGCUGGAUCUUGCUGCUCGCAGUAUGGAUUCUGUGGCACCACGGCAGACUUCUGCGGUACAGGAUGCCAAUUCGGUGCGUGUGACGGUGCUGCCACUGGACCCGCAGAGACUCCCGGUCUCGAUGUGACCUUCUCGCCUGUUGCGGCAGCGGUGGAGACUCAUAAUCCAGCGCCGAAAGUCUACGGCUCGCCUUCCCAAGGUGCWGCAAAGAACUCAGCACCAGCAUACUCGGCUCCUGCUCCAUCCACCACUUUUGCGACUGCUUAUGCCGCUCCGACCUCGAGCUCGGUUCAMGCCUCUGCACCAUCUCCCUCCUCCGCAUCCUCAUCGCCGUCAUCUGGCUCGAGCUCUGGUCUUGGCGACAUCUUCAAGAUGUACCUGGGCGACGGUUCUACCGGCGCAGGCUGGCCAUCGGAUAGCGAGUGGUGUUCCUACGACGGCGCUUGGGAGGCCAACCUUCCAAUCAUCGGCGUCUCCUGCGCUCAGUUCGGAGUCGACAACAACUCGGAUGAGGAGAACGCCAAUCUCAAGUCUGCAAUCUCAGAAGUUGCAGCUUCUGCCGGACUCGAUGAGCGAUACAUCCUGGCGAUUGUCAUGCAGGAAAGCAAAGGCUGCGUCCGUGCUCCAACUACUACCUACAGUGUCCGCAAUCCAGGCCUCAUGCAAUCUCACAACGGCCAAGGCACCUGCAACGACCCGGCCAACGGCGGCAUCCAAAAUCCCUGCCCGAAAUCCCAAAUCACCCAGAUGAUCAAAGACGGCACCAUGGGCACUCCAGACGGCGAUGGUCUCAUGCAGACAGUCCAGCAAGCCGGAUGCGACGACGUCAGCAAAUACUACAAGGCUGCACGAAUCUACAACUCGGGUCGCGUGACGGGCAACGAUCUGAGUCUAGGUGUCGCUACGCACUGCUAUGCUGCGGAUAUUGCAAACCGAUUGACGGGAUGGACUUCGGCUAGCAGUACAUGCACAUUGGACUGA